UUUCAUAAUCAGCUGAUCUUUUUGACAUCACUUGAAAUUUGACGUAAUAUUACGUCAAAUUGUAAUAAUACUCAUACAUAACUCAUAACCUCGAAUCGUAAAUAUUAAAGUUAUUUAGCAAAUAUCGCGUUGUUUAUUCAAUGUAAUUCAUGUUUAAUUAAUAGAUAUAGCAAUGGCUAUAUUUAAAUAAUUAUUUUUAAUUCUUAAUCAAGGAAAAGCGUUAAAAAGGGACAAAAAUGGCGGGAAAUAUGACACGCACAAGCACAAGUAAAGAUGGCGUCCUACGUGACGUCACAGACAUGGCGAUGGGCGGGAUAUCGGCGAUGUUUGCGACACUGUUCACUAAUCCUAUCGAGGUUGUGAAGACCCGUCUGCAACUGCAGGGAGAGUUGGCGGCGCGCGGGAAACACGCCGUCUUUUAUAGGAACGUGCCUCAUGGCUUGUUUGUUAUUGGGCGCGCUGAGGGCCUGCUAGCCUUGCAGAGCGGAUUACCCGCCAUGCUAGGAUUUCAAUUUUGUUUGAAUACGUUUAGAUUAGGAGUGUACCGUAUAUCGGAACGUCGUGGUUUUAUUACUGGUACCGAUGGUCGGGUGUCAGUGGUGGGUGGUGCGAUUGCGGCGGGGCUCGGCGGCGCGCUCGGCUCCAUUGCUGGCACGCCGUUCUUUCUCGUCAAGACACGACUGCAAGCGCAGGCCGCUAAAGCCAUCGCUGUCGGACAUCAGCAUACGCACAGCGGAACUUUCAAUGCGUUGAAAGAUAUUUACAGAAGAGAAGGUGUUAAGGGUCUUUUCCGUGGUGUUUACCCUCAAAUCCCGCGCGGCGCAGUUGGCAGUAGUUCUCAGAUGGUGAGCUUCGCCUACGCCAAGCAAUGGCUACGCGAUCGCGACAUCUGUGCCACCUCGCCGCUCAUGCUGUCAUUUCUCGGCGCCAAUCUCGGCGGGAUUGUCAUGACCUUUUGUUUGAACCCAUUCGACGUGAUGGCCACAAGGCUUUCCAAUCAACCCGUGGACAGUAACAACAGAGGUACACUUUAUCGUGGUAUGUCUGACUGCUUCCUCAAGAUGUUGAAGUCUGAGGGAGCAGGGGCCUUCUACAAAGGAGUUGGCGCCAACUAUCUGCGUUUGGGCCCCCAUACUGUUCUACUGUUGGUCUGUUGGGACCAACUUAAAAUAUUAGAAGAAUUUCUAAGAAGUUGACAUAUUAUGGCCAUGUUAAACGUUUUAGAAAGUUGACGAAAUAUUCCUUGUUAUAUUAAUUUAAAUUUA
Messenger RNA from Papilio machaon (common yellow swallowtail), 1265 nucleotides. RefSeq names its product solute carrier family 25 member 35. The record is from RefSeq and is a predicted model, not a curated record. Lineage: Eukaryota; Metazoa; Arthropoda; Insecta; Lepidoptera; Papilionidae. The coding region runs from base 237 to 1196 and encodes 319 amino acids. The transcript has 5 exons.